AUGGAUGACUCGGCCAAGGACCCGGAUCAAGAGAUCCAUGCCUCCGCUGUCGAUCAGCUUGCACAUGAUGAUUCGGGCGUAUACACAUCCGAUAGCAUACCAAUUCUGACUCAAAACCGGAAAGGCCUACAUCUGUCUCAAGAUGCAUUUCAAUCACUCAAGACAGUGACCAAAACGGAGAAUCUUGAUAUUCCUCAUCAAUUUCUCAACACACUGCCGUCUUCGAAACCUGGACAAUCGUACGCUACUUCAGAAGAACUAGAUGAUAGGGAUUCCUCUCAAACACCCGACAGCGAUGAAGGCUCUUUCACUACGAGUACUUACAUCGAUUAUUGGAAGGGCCAGGUUGUUGACAGGAUUGUUUUUACUGUGAUGCAGUGGUUGCAUUUAAACCUAGACGUGUGGCGUAAAAACACCGGUGGUAAUUCAACCAACUCAUCUGGGAUAUCAGAAACACUGCUGGGCUCACAUCUUCGCACUGGGUCUUCCAGCUCUAACAAUCGUGAUAACAAAAAGAGAAAAGCAGCGGAGGAAGAUGAUCAAGACACAGACAACGAGGACGAAGGUGGCAAGGGGAAAGACCCGUGGAGCAGUGGUGUGGCCAUAAAAGAGCAUGAGGAUCCAAAGUACGCUUGUCUAUACUUUAAGUACAAUCCAGCCAAGUACAAAGACUGGAGGACAUGCCCAGGGCCUGGCUGGAAUGAUGUCCAUCGUGUCAAGGAGCAUCUCUAUCGACGUCACAGACAGCCCCAAUAUCGUUGUGCACGCUGCUGGCAACCCUUCACGGAUGAGCAAGGCAUUAUGGACCACCAGAGAACCGAUGAGCCAUGCCGUUUGCGGGAAAUGGAGUAUGUUGAGGGGUUUGACGCAGUGCAGGAAAGAAGCCUUAGAUCACGAAAGAGGGCUAACCAAAAGCUUUCGGAGACGGAGAAGUGGAGGCGAAUUUUCAAUAUUCUGUUUCCGCACGUGCUGGAUGAUGACAUCCCGUCUCCAUUUUAUGACUACAGCCAAGCGUCACAGAAGGAGGAUACCUGCCAUCCUGAAUCGGGCUAUCUGGCGCAUUAUGAACAGUACAUACUGAGGGAAGUGCCGCAGCGUCUUCGACAAGCUUUGGGGAGAGAGCUAGACCGAGACAUGAAUAUUGUGGAGGAGAACCUGAGGCGAAGAGCCGGCGACUGGGUGAAGACUCUAUUGGAGCAGGCCUUUCAAGAACUGAGGCAGAUCCGGCGCCUGAGAAGCCCAGCUCAACGCCCUGAAGCUGACAACGAUAUGCCUGCACCAGCCGAAGGACCACAGCUUCCUAUUUCUGAGCUGCCUAGCGUUGAAAGUGCUGAUCUGCAUUUUGAGGGAGAGGGUGAAACGUGGCUAGAUACCUUCGACUUCGGCGCUAUUGAUCCAUCCUCCAUCUUUGGAGAACUGCAAUCCUCGUUUGAUAGUGGCGGGUUGAUUGAAGAUCUAUUAAAGUCAGGGGAGGAUGGUGCUGGCGAGGCAACAAAACAGUCUGAUUCUGGAUAUGUAUCAAAUAGUCCUGAAUAG
Fusarium tjaetaba is the source of this 1536-nucleotide messenger RNA. RefSeq names its product Nicotinate-nucleotide diphosphorylase. NCBI's taxonomy places the organism in Eukaryota, Fungi, Ascomycota, Sordariomycetes, Hypocreales, Nectriaceae. The transcript has 3 exons. The record is from RefSeq and is a predicted model, not a curated record. The coding region runs from base 1 to 1536 and encodes 511 amino acids.